This is a messenger RNA of Penicillium odoratum, 1764 nucleotides long. RefSeq lists its product as uncharacterized. NCBI's taxonomy places the organism in Eukaryota, Fungi, Ascomycota, Eurotiomycetes, Eurotiales, Aspergillaceae. The record is from RefSeq and is a predicted model, not a curated record. The transcript has a single exon. The coding region runs from base 1 to 1764 and encodes 587 amino acids.
AUGGAUGUUUCCGAACCUGUACCUAUGAGCAACAGCUCUGUGGAUGUUGAUCUUGGGAUUACACAGUCCUAUGUAUCUGAAUCCGUGUCUCAGUCCGAAUCUUUGUUUGACAAUACCCCACGUUCAUCAGUCAUCGGUGACAAUGAUGUUGGUAAAGGCUUCGAGGCCGAAGACGACAGCGACAAAAAUGGCAGUGCUUUCGAGAUUGAAGAAUACCACCCUAGCAUUGAUACUGACCUUGAAUUGGGAUUCGAUGCUUUCGAGGGCUUUGACAAGCCUGCUGAACAAUUCCUUAUGAGCCCUGCUUCUGACUCCCCUGCUUCCGACUCUCUGCCAAACACUUCCCACGACCUUAUCGAGUCUUCAACCAGCUCCGGCGUUACCUCGUCACUUAACAACAAGAGAACCAUCGAUAAAGCAUUCAGGGCUAACAACGGACAGCUUUCAAAAGCCCCAGCCGUCAAAAAGCUGGCCACCGCACCUGCAGUGCUAUCUAUGCCUGUCAUCCCAGCUCACGAAGUUCCUUCAGUCCUACCUUCCACCCCAGCCAGCAUUGUUUCCAAAGAGCGGUUUGAAAUUGAUUCACCUGAGAUUUUGCGGCACCUUGCCAGUGAGGUAACUUCGACCUUCCCUUUCAAUCCUGCCUCUUUUUCGUCGCCUUAUAAGCGCGUUGGAUACAACCCUUCUACCCCAGCCAUGCACCCCAAAGUGGUUCAUUUCAGUGACGAAGCCAUAAACUAUCGCCUUGAAAUGACAAAACAACGAGCGGCUACUCUCACUGCUGAACGCAACAAGCUCCAGCGGAACUUGCUCCAAUACACCGCCAUUGAUCCCAAAACCGGAUUGCUGGGUAUUGACAAGAUGAAAGCCGAAAUGGCAAGCUUGCGUCGCGGCGAGACGGUGAAAAACAACAAAAUUGCGGGCGAGAGAGAUUUCUGGGUGAGGCAGCACUCCAUGCUGGCUCAGGAGUAUGCAAAGCUCGCAAAGCAAUAUGAUAAUAUGAGACAAGGUCUCUAUCCAUCGACCAAUCUUUUCGCGACUCCAAAUUACCCGCCAGGCAUUCUUCCCGCUGGAAAAGCCAUCGUGCCUGGUCCCACCAAUACCUUCGCCAACCCUGUCACCAACCCCUUCAACAAUCCUCUCGACAAUACCCCUACCAACACCCCAACACCAUCUUCUCAGCAAUCCCCAAAUUUCAUUGAUCUGACAGGUGACGACACCGAAAGCCCAGUGAGUGACCCAGGAAACUGCUCCAACACAGAUUCCUUUGGAAGCCCUUUGCCCAUCAAGGAUGGUGCGCUGACCGAUUUUCACCGCAAAUUUAGGAGCAAGAAUAUGUCUUGGCUGUUUAACACCGAGACUGACAGUGAUGCAGCGAGCCGAUUGUACUACAAACAGACCCCCGAGCGGAGAAAAAAUGACAAGAGUGCCUUUGACUCGUGCCGUGAUGUCAUUUACAUGCACAAUGGGGUUCGCCGCGCACUGGGUGGUCAGUUUAGCCAGAUGAUGACCCACUACGAGGGCUUCAUCCCUCAAGCUCCUGAGGAUCCGACUAAACUGUCCCGGAAGAAUGGAGAGAGCUCAACCCGACAGGCCUCUCGCAAGACUACCCACAAGUCUACCCACAAACUUAUUGACGAGGAGACUAUCCACAAGCCUACCAACGAGGAAACUACCCACAACGCUACCGACGAGGAGACUGUCUACCAGCCUACCGACGAGGAACUUGCCGCAGUGAUGGAAAGGGAGUUGGCCGAAUUUUAA